CUCAAUCGUCCCUCUCGCAUUCUCUCUCGCAUCUUCUUCUCGCCCUCGUCUUCUUCUUUCGUGGUCACACAUUCUUGCAUCCUUUCUGUAUAUCUGUUUUAGACCGGAUCUUACGCCAUGGUCCUUCAGGAUCUUGGGCGGCGAAUCAACGCCGCCGUCAAUGACUUGACCAGGUCUAACAAUCUCGAUGAGAAGGCUUUCGAUGACAUGCUGAAGGAGAUCUGCGCGGCUCUUCUGUCAGCCGACGUCAACGUCCGCUUGGUCCAAACCCUCCGGAAAUCGAUCAAAUCCAGCGUGGAUUUCUCUUCGUUGCCCUCCGCCGUCAAUAAGAAACGCCUGAUCCAGAAAACCGUCUUCGAUGAACUGGUUGCAUUGGUUGAUCCGCACGCGGAGCCCUUCCGCCCCAAGAAGGGUCGGUCCAACGUGAUUAUGUUCGUGGGUUUGCAGGGUGCGGGCAAGACCACUACCUGUACUAAAUUGGCCCGUCACUAUCAAAUGCGAGGAUUCAAGACCGCCCUGGUCUGCGCCGAUACCUUCCGAGCGGGUGCUUUCGAUCAACUGAAGCAGAAUGCAACCAAAGCCAAGAUCCCCUACUAUGGAAGCCUGACCCAAACCGACCCCGCCGUGGUGGCGGCCGAGGGUGUCGCCAAAUUCAAGAAGGAGCGCUUCGAGGUUAUCAUCGUUGAUACCAGUGGUCGUCACAGGCAAGAAGAGGAACUGUUCACCGAAAUGACCCAAAUCCAGACCGCGGUGACCCCCGACCAGACCAUCCUGGUUCUCGACAGCACGAUCGGUCAAGCCGCCGAGGCCCAAUCGGCCGCCUUCAAAGCAACCGCGGAUUUCGGAGCGAUCAUUAUCACCAAGACAGACGGUCAUGCUGCUGGAGGUGGUGCCAUCUCCGCUGUCGCAGCCACGAACACACCGAUCAUCUACCUCGGUACUGGUGAGCACCUGAUGGAUUUGGAGCGCUUCGAGCCGAAGGCCUUCAUUCAGAAGCUUCUGGGAAUGGGUGACAUGGCAGGGCUGGUUGAGCACGUCCAGGCUGUCACCAAGGAUUCGGCUUCCGCCAAGGAGACCUACAAGCACAUCUCGGAAGGAAUCUACACGCUUCGCGACUUCCGCGAAAACAUCACGUCUAUCAUGAAGAUGGGUCCCUUAUCUAAGCUGUCCGGCAUGAUUCCCGGUCUGUCCAACCUUACCGCAGGUCUGGAUGACGAAGACGGUUCGCUCAAGCUUCGACGGAUGAUCUACAUCUUCGACAGCAUGACCACAAAGGAACUCGACGGCGACGGCAAGGUCUUUGUGGAAAAGCCCAGUCGCAUGGUACGUAUCGCCUGUGGUAGCGGCACGUCCGUGCGCGAGGUCGAGGACCUCCUUUCGCAGCACCGCAUGAUGGCCGGCAUGGCGAAGCGCGUCGGCGGUCAGAAGAAGCAGAUGCAGCGUGCCCAGAACAUGCUUAAGGGCGGGAACAAGGAGCAGCAGUUGGCUGCGAUGCAGAAACGCAUGGCCGCCAUGGGCGGUCCCGGUGGCGGCGGCGGCGGGUUUCCCGGGAUGCCUGGCAUGGGCGAUAUGUCCAAGAUGAUGCAGAUGCUUCAGGGACAAGGUGGCGGUGGUGGAGGGAUGCCUGGUCUGGGAGGCAUGGAUCUUCAAAGCAUGAUGAGCCAGAUGAGUGGACUGAUGGGCGGCGGCGGCGGCGGAGGUCGCGGCAGAGGACGAUGAUUUUUUCCUCUCGUUCUUUUCUCGGAUGCUGUUUCUACCUUCUAUGCUCUGUCUUAUUUGAUGAUGCCGCCUCAUGGGCCACGGUCUGUCUCUUCUAGCAUGUGGAUGGCGUUGGGUAUGCGUUGAUCUUCUUUCUUCUUUUUUCUUUCUUUAUUUUGUCUUACAAUUGGGCUACCUUACACAAAUUCUUACAUUCCUGUGAUUAAUUAUCUCUUUUUUCUCCCUGCCUGCUUACCUUGGAUUGUAUAUUGAAAGGAAACAAAACGAAGAGAUGAAUGUCUAUUGCAGUUUACUCGGGAGGAAUAAUUUGGUAAUUCAUGAUAUUAAGAAUGCU
Messenger RNA from Aspergillus steynii IBT 23096, 2053 nucleotides. RefSeq names its product RNA-binding signal recognition particle subunit SRP54. The coding region runs from base 118 to 1719 and encodes 533 amino acids. The transcript is spliced from 2 exons. Gene Ontology annotation, cellular component: cytosol; signal recognition particle, endoplasmic reticulum targeting. Gene Ontology annotation, molecular function: GTPase activity; GTP binding; ATP hydrolysis activity. Gene Ontology annotation, biological process: SRP-dependent cotranslational protein targeting to membrane, translocation; SRP-dependent cotranslational protein targeting to membrane. The record is from RefSeq and is a predicted model, not a curated record. NCBI's taxonomy places the organism in Eukaryota, Fungi, Ascomycota, Eurotiomycetes, Eurotiales, Aspergillaceae.